CGCGCAGAUUGUUCUAGCAAAAAGCGGCAGCGCGAUCCUGUCCCGGAGGCCGGCGGCACCGAUCUCUGGGGAUGGAGGGCCAGCGGCAGCAUCAUCCGCUGGGCCUAGGCCUGGGUCUAGGCCCCGGCCCCGGCCCCGGCCCGACCCCGACCCCGACCCUGACCCCUCAUGUUUACUGGGCACAGAGACACCAGGAGCUGUAUCUGAGGGUGGACCUGAGCGGAGUCCAGAAACCUGAUCUCAAUGUCACUGAAAAUACUCUUUCAUUCAAAGCACAUGGCCACGGUGCAAAAGGAGCCAAUGCGUAUGAGUUCCAUCUUACAUUCUUGGCACCAGUGAAUCCUGAGCUACAGUUCAAGGUUACAGAAAGACAGGUCAACAUAACAGUGAAGAAAAUGGAGAAUAGAUGGUGGCACAGGCUGACCAAACAAGAGAAGAAACCAAUAUUCUUGGCUCCUGAUUUUGACCGCUGGAUGGAUGAAUCUGAUGCUGAAAUGGAACUUCAAGCAAAGGAAGAAGAGAGAGUAAUUAAUAAAAGGAGUUUGGAGUCAAGAGUUUGGAAGAACUCUUAUGUCACCAUGCAGAAAGGUUACUUAUUUAUGUACAACCUGGUGCAGUUUUUGGGUUUUUCAUGGAUCUUUGUUAAUAUGACGGUUCGACUCUUUGUAUUCGGUCGAGACUCCUUGUUUGAUACUUUCCAUGCAGUUGGUGAUGUGAUGAAUGUUUGCCAGCUAUUUGCUAUAUUGGAGGUUAUAAACCCAUUGCUGAAGUUGGUGAAAACUGAAUUGGUGCCAGCACUGAUCCAGGUAAUUGGGAGGAAUAUGAUUCUAUUUGUGGUGAUUGGAAGUCAGGUGGAAAUGCAGAAUAAAGCAGCAGUGUUCGUAGUUUUUUACCUAUGGAGCAUCAUCGAAAUGUUCCGAUACCCAUACUACAUGCUGUCCUGUAUAGACACAGAGUGGAGACUGCUGACAUGGAUCCGAUAUACCAUUUGGAUUCCUCUUUAUCCACUUGGAGUCAUCGCUGAAGCGGUGUGUGUGAUUCAGUCUUUACCGUACUUUGAUGAAACAGGAAGAUUUAGUAUCUUGCUGCCCAACCCAUUCAAUAUCUCAUUCAGCUUCUCCUACUUCCUGCGAGGUUACCUUAUUGCUAUGUUCUUAGGUUUGUUCAUUAAUUUCCGACAUCUCUACAAACAAAGUAACAAGCGUCUCCACCCAAAGAAAAGAAAGCUACGCUAGAAAGGAUACAUAUGUAUUUCUGAGCUGGAGCAUCACCUCGAAUAUUUUAAUUAAAUGUAAACUUGCUGCCUUUAUACACACUGUACUUUACUGGAGGUGAAAAAAGCCAUGGAGAAAUGUCAAUAAACCUUCAGUAAUCUACCGCCCCCUCAUACCAGAUGCAACCUUUGCGAUCACCAUUUGCACCUGAUCAUUUCCGAUCUAUUGCCAGUGUGCAAAACAUUUUGCAAUAACCAAACACAUUCCUUGAUGCUAAGGGCAAUUUUCACUUUGUCUAUUUAUUUCUCUCCUUUAUAAAUGUAGGUUCAAAGAAGUGCAUUCUCUGUGGAGGAAACAUUGGUUUGUAACAAGUUAUAUUGCAUCCUUGGUAAAAGUAUAUUUUUUCCAAUUGCAGCAGAGUAAUUUUAUAAAUUAAAAUUGGUUUUGUAUUGUGAUGCAAUUUUGAUUAGUCUAAGAUGACUGUGCAAAGAAUGAGGUCUUACCCAUUACUGGGCAUUAUUAGAUUGAUGACAUUGCUGUGUCUCAAUCUUUAUGAAUUAGGAAAGUUAAUUUUAAAUUAGCUGAUUUAAUCUCCAUUCUUGCCACCACUCCCUAUGGUGUAUUAUUCAGCAUGACAGUAGGGGACAUGUUUCACAGCCAUGUUGUUUCCUUAUAAUAAGACCAAGGUGGUUCAGGGACGAUUCUGUUCCAUUAUGAAAUUGCAAUACAGACGCAGAUGAUUUCCAUGGUACAGUUACUCUGCUACUGAACUAUUUGUAGUUAUGCUCAUGAAUAUUAACUUUGCAAAGACCAUUUCAUGCAGGGUUCAUUUCAUGCUACUAAAAAAAAUGAGGAUUGGUGAAUUAAUAUUAGUUAGGAGGCUUAAAUUAGUGGGCGGGACAGAUAACCAUUUAAAAACUGCAAGAGAAAAGCUGGGUUGGGUCGAGUCAGUUAGUUGAAAGAUUGGAUCUUUGCUUGUCAUUCACACUGCCACCACUUAAAUCAUCAGCUUUUUUUUUUCUUCCUUGUUAUUUUGUUUGUUAAUCUAGACAAUUGCAAUGCAUUUGGAUCCAUAAUCAAAAAGUUUAGAUCAGAAUGUAGCAUUUUGUGAAAAGUUUGAAAGCAUAUCGGCAUGCAUAGGUUUUACUGGGGAAUGGUUAGAGAUGAAGAACUGCUGUUAUCAUUAGAAAGGACUUACUGCAAUUUGAAUAAAUUGUGAACAUUGAUUAAAACUAGCGAUCAAAGUUUUAUCUAAUGAGGUUUCAUGCACAGAGAUCCAGCUGCAACAUCUUUUGUCUGUCUAGGUGUUGCCUCUUAGCAAGUUAUAGUUCCACUUUUAUAAAUUGUAAAUCUUGCACCACUGAAGGUGAAAACUUUUAGUUCCUUGGUUGAGGUGACUUCUUGGUUUAUAGAUUAUGUUGGCAAUAAUAUUGUAAUGACCAGACAACUUCAACAGGUUCUGAUGUCAAACAUGAUCUGUAGCUUGUAAUGAAUGAAUAGGCCAAACUGUGAAAAUCAUGUGAAGUUUAAGAGUUUUAGCCAAAGUGUCAAGGAUCACAACCUCUAAUUUCACCCAUUUCUCAAAGAUCUUGGAAAAUCAGUAGCCUUGUUCGUCAGUUAAAGUUUUGUCAUAUGAUCAAGUUUUCUGUCUUCACACUAGAAUUAGUUAAACAUGAAAAAGGAAAUGGUGGAGGAAUUGAACAAGAACUCUGCAUCAGUGUUCAUAGUGGAAGACAUGAGUAACAUCCCAGAAAUUCAAGAGUCUGGGAUCAGCUGAGUGUGGUGGCUAACGUCAAAGAGAAGAUGCUAGAAAAACUGAAAAUGAAUAAAUCACCUGGACCAGAUGAUUUGCAUCCCACAGUUUUGCAGGUGAUAGCUGAAGACAUAGUUGAGGUAUUAGUGGUGAUCUUCCAGGAAUCACUAGAGUCAGGGAGGGUGCCGGAGGACUGGAAAAUCACUAGUGUAACACCCCUCUUUAAAAAGGGAGUAAGGGAAAUAACAGGUCGAUUGGCCUGACCUCAAUCAUUGGUAAGGUUUAGGAGUCCAUUGUGAAGGAUGAAUUUCUGAAUAUUUGGAAGUGUACAGUAAAAUAAGACAAAGUCAGCAUGAUUUCAUCAAGGGGUGGUUGUGCCUGACAAAUCUGUUUGAAUUCUUUGAGGAGGUAAUGUGCAGGUUUGACCAUAGAAAAUCAAUUGAUGUUAUCUACCUAGACUUCAAGAAGGCCUUUGACAAGGUGCCACAUAGGAAGCUGCUGAGUAAGAUAACAACCCAUGGUGUUAGAGACAAGGUCCUAGCAUGGAUACAGAAUUGGCUGUCUGCCAGAAACCAGAGAGUGGGGAUAAAAGGGUCCUUCUCAAGAAGGCAGCUGGUUCAUAAGAUAGUAGAAUUAGACAUUUGGCCGAUGGUUUGUUUCACCAUUCGAUCAUGGUUAAUAUGCUCCUCAGCCCCAUUUUCCUGCCAUUUCUCCAUAUCCCUUCAACCCAUUACCCAAUUAAAAAUCUAUGUAAAUCCUCCUUAAAUUUACUCAGUCACCGCAUCUAGCGCGUUUUGGGAUUGCUGGUGACAUUCUGCAAGGGUCAAUGUUGGGACCACAACUUUUCACUUUUAUGUAUUACUGAUCUAGAUGAAGGAACUGAGGGCAUUCUGGCUAAGUUUGCAGAUGAUAGAGAUAGCUGGAGAGAUGGAUAGUAUUGAGGAGGCAGAGAGGCUGCAGAAGGAUUUAGACAGGCCAAGAGAUUAGGCAAAGUGGUGGUAGAUGGAGUACAACAUGAGAAGGUGAAAGGUCAUGCACUUUGGUAGGAAGAAUAGAGGCAUGGGCUACUUUCUAAAUGGGGAGAAAAUUCAGAAAUCUGAAGUGCAAAGGGACUUGGAGUCCUAGUUCAGGAUGCUCUUAACGUAAACUUGCAGGUUAAGUCAGUAAUUAGGAAGGCAAAUACAGUCUUGGCAUUUAUUUCAAGAAGACUAGAAUAUAAAAGCAGGGACGUACUUCUGAGGCUGUAAGGCUCUGGUCAAACCAUGUUUAGAGUAUUGUGUACGAUAUUUGCGCCCCAUACCUCGAAGGAUGUACUAGCCUUGGAACAGGUUCAAGAGAAUGAUCCCAGGAAUGAAAGGUUUAACAUAUGAGGAAUAUUUGAGGUCUCUGGGUCUAUACUCGAUGGAGCUUAGAAGGAUGAGAGGGAAUCUGAUGAAAACGUUCAGAAUAUUGACCAUCCUGGACAGAGUGGAAGUUAGGAAAAUGUUUCCAUUGGCAGGAGAGACUAGGACCCGAGGGCACAGCCUUCGACUAAACGGAAGACCCUUUAGAACGGAGAUAAGGAGAAACUUCUUCAGUCAGAGAGUGGUGAAUCUAUGCAAUUUAUUGUCACAGAAAGCUGUGGAGGCUUGGGUCAUUGAGUAUGUUUAAGACCGAGAUAGAUUCUUGAUUGUCAAGGGGAUCAAAAGUUACUAGGAGAAUGGAGUUGAGAAAUUUAUCAGCCGUGUUGAAUAGUGGAGCAGACUCGAUGGGCCGAAUGACCUAAUUUCUGCACCUAUGUCUUAUGAUAUGCAUUGUGGAAUGUCAUUACUGUGUGCUAUCGGGGGGAAGCAAAACUUUCAGUUACAUUGCAGUAUUUCACUUCUUGGCUGCAAUGAGCUAAUGUGUGCUAAUCCUGGACUUGCAUUUGCAGUGGAUUUUCAGAAAUAAUUCUGAUCAAUAAAAUACACAGACAAUAACAGAUUACCACCGAGUUGAUUUCAAAAUCCUGGGUGAUCGGAGGUUUCAGUAAUGGUGGGUGUCAGACUCCUUAUGGAAACUACACAAGGAGACCGCGUAGUCCAUUCAAUCUGUGCUGGCUCUCUGUCGUGCUAUCUAAUGUGUCUCUUUCCCUUGAGGACUAAUCAGAUUCCUUUUACAAGUCACUGACUGUCAACUUCCACAGUUUUCAUUAGCUGCAAGUAUCAGGUCAUUACUGCUCACUGCAAUUUAAAAUAAAAAUCCUGCUUCACAUCCCAUCUGUAAAUCUUGCCAAAACUUUGCAUCAUAAGUAAAAGGGUAUAGUUUUUUUUGGUAACUUAACUAAAGUUGUCAAUCUUCCAUUGAUCUCCAACCGUAAGGCAACUACCUCAGUUUCUCCAAACUAACCUUUGUAAUUGAAUUCCUUCACUCCCAGAACGAUAGGCAUAUUUCUACUACAUUUUUUUUGACCACCACACAUUGCUGAAAAUUUCCUGACUAAACCCUUACACUUUACUAACCAAUCUCUCAGUACAUCCUGUCAACUUCAAAGAUAUAUGCACACACUUUAGAAACUGGCCAGUAAAUCAGUAUUGCCUUUUUUUUAGAAAACACCGUUUAUCACUACCAAUUCUGUGCAAGCACAUUGUGCUAGCCUACCUUUACCUAAUUACAUUUGAUAGGUGUCAACUUCCUAUUUCCAAUGCCUCCAAAUUUAGAACCAAAGUUUGAAAUGGAAUUCAGUUUUACACUCUUAAGUUAUAUUUAGAGAAACACCCAUAACAAAAACAAACUUAUCCUAGCCCUGACCUUUGGCAAUACCGCUGUUUGUCAUCCUCCUGUCUAAAAAGUGACCAUUUACAACUUACUGUACUGUCUUUAAGACAACUUUUUAUUCAAGCCAACACUGACUCUCCGAUUCCAUAAGCCUCAGUUUUAUUAACUGGCCUUUUAAUAAUAUUCAGUGGUGCAUGAUGAAACUUAAAUGUGUAUUUUGAAUCAGUUAUUGAAUUACCUGAAUUGAACUACUACUGUAUAACAUGAUUUGAAUUGCACUGAUGAAUCA
Messenger RNA from Hemiscyllium ocellatum (epaulette shark), 5992 nucleotides. RefSeq names its product 3-hydroxyacyl-CoA dehydratase 3 (gene hacd3). The record is from RefSeq and is a predicted model, not a curated record. NCBI's taxonomy places the organism in Eukaryota, Metazoa, Chordata, Chondrichthyes, Orectolobiformes, Hemiscylliidae. Bases 72 to 1235 code for a protein of 387 amino acids. Gene Ontology annotation, biological process: sphingolipid biosynthetic process; fatty acid elongation; very long-chain fatty acid biosynthetic process. Gene Ontology annotation, cellular component: endoplasmic reticulum membrane. Gene Ontology annotation, molecular function: 3-hydroxyacyl-CoA dehydratase activity. The transcript has 11 exons.